Pantherophis guttatus is the source of this 6015-nucleotide messenger RNA. NCBI's taxonomy places the organism in Eukaryota, Metazoa, Chordata, Lepidosauria, Squamata, Colubridae. The record is from RefSeq and is a predicted model, not a curated record.
UUUCCCAGCGGGAAGCGCAGUCUGUGACGUAAUAACAUGGCGCUGGCUGGAUGAGCGGCGCUUUGCUUUCGAAUGCUCUUCCCUGUAUAUUCUAGGUUCCCGGGUGGAUUCGUCCUGCGUCCCCCCCCGCCCCCAAAGAAGCUUAUCUUCUUCGCUUUACACCAAUUAAGAUUUCACUUUCAUUAUAUUAGCUAACAAAUAAUGGGAGUUCACGGGCUUUGGAAGUUACUGGAAUGCUCAGGAAGACCUGUAAACCCAGAAACAUUGGAAGGAAAAAUUCUUGCUGUUGAUAUUAGUAUUUGGUUGAAUCAAGCUAUUAAAGGAGCAAGAGACCGUCAUGGGAAUUCCAUCCAUAAUGCUCAUCUCCUCAUAUUGUUUCGCCGACUUUGCAAACUGCUCUUCUUUCGGAUCCGCCCCAUUUUUGUUUUUGAUGGAGAAGCUCCUCUAUUGAAGAGGCAAACUUUGGCUAAACGAAAGCAGCAAAAAGAAGCUGCAGUCACAGAUUCAAAGAAAACCAAGGAGAAGCUUUUGAAAACCUUCCUGAAACGACAAGCAAUCAAGGCUGCUUUAGCAGGCAAGAGCAAUGCUGAAUUUCCUAGUCUUGCAGAGGUGAGAAGAGAAGAGGUGGAUGACAUUUAUGUGCUCCCUGCCUUACAAGAAGAUAAAAAAAAUAGCUCGGAAGAGGAAGAUGAAAAAGAGUGGGAAGAAAGGAUGACCCAGAAGAAAAUAUUGCAAGAAGAAUUGCUGGAAAACCCUCGUUCCGUUGAUGUUGAAUCAGACGAUUUCUUGAGCUUGCCUCCUGAAAUAAAACACGAGAUCCUUACUGACAUGAAGGAAUUCACUAAACGAAGAAGAACAUUAUUUGAAGCCAUGCCUGAGGAAUCCGAUGACUUCUCCCAGUAUCAGCUCAAGGGUUUGCUUAAGAAAAGCAGCUUAAAUCGACACAUAGAAAAAGUGCAGAAGGAGAUGAAUGAACAACACUCUGGCCAAAUCCAGCACCAGUAUGAAGAAGAUGGGGGUUUCUUGAAAGAAUUGGAAACCAGGAGGGUUGUAUCUGAAGAUACCUCUCAUUACAUCCUAUUAAAAGGUACCCAGUCCAAAGGAAAUACUUCUAGUUCUGUGACAUCUGCAAUCCAUUCUUCUACAAUGUCGAAAGAUUUCAAACCUAGCAAAAAUAUCAACGACAUGCAAGUUAAGCCAGUCACAUGUGAGCUUUCAAUGGAAUCAACCAGUAGUGCUUAUGCAACGCCCCCUUCUCCCAGAACGAUGCUUGCUAUCCAGGCUGCUAUUUUGGGAAGCGGCUCAGAAGAUGAGUUGGAAGAUGGAAACAAGAACCACCUUAAUUUAGACAAGUCUGAGUUCACGCCCAGUGUAGACAAAGGUAACAUGUCUCCACGAACAAUCAAGGCUAUUCAGCAGGCAUUAUGUGAGGAGGAGGAGGAGGAGGAGGAGGAGGAGAUUAUCACAGCACCAUUUAUCAAUAGGACUAAUAUUACUCAAGGAGAAAGAACGUCCAUGAAGGACCAUCUUGCUAGCAGUUCAGAUGAUGAAGAAGAAGCAGUUCCUGAAGAGCAGAAUGAAAAACAACUUUUACCAGUACAGAAAUUGGAAAGUAGAAAUAUUAAAAAAAGCCCAUGCAUUCCUGCUGUGCAAAAACGACUUUUGCCUGAGGAAGAAAAUGAAGAAAAAAGUGUAGAAACCGGGAUUUCUCAAAUAGAUGUAAGCCCUGAACCAUGUCAGAGUCCAAACAACAGCAUAAAGCAGCCAGAAAUGUCUUUGUCUCCAAUUCCAUCAGUUGGCUCAAGUCAUUCAGGUUUUGCAGAGUUAGCCCAAACUGGAAAACUUCAGUGUUUAAAGGAAUUGGCUAGCCAUUCAGAAAAAAAUGUGUCCUGUACACAGAAUGAAUUUUUGUUUCCUUUCAAUAUCCCUAAACUUGAAGAGAGUGUGGAACAUCAAUCACGGUUUGAAGAAAGUGAUUCUGAUGGUAGUUUCAUUGAAGUAGAGACUGAACCAAGUGGUGAACAAGAUCGAACAUCUGAGACAUCACUUGCCUCCACUGAAGAGGAGGUUGGAGUGGCGUCUGAAGCUUCAUUGGAAAUGAAAGAGGGGAGUGAGGAUGCUACAGAGAAUAAAUCAGAAAAUGGUGAAGAUGCAGAACUUGCUAUGCUACAAAAUGCUGGAAUGGAAAGCACAGAGAAAGCUGAAAUUAAUGAAUGGCAGAAUAUUAAUAUGGAGGAUUUGGAGGUCUUGGAAACAAAUUUGUCUGUUGAACAAACAGCACUUCAAGCUCAGAAACAGCAGCAGGAACGUACAGCUGCCACUGUGACAGGACAGAUGUUCUUAGAGAGUCAGGAACUUCUGCGCCUCUUUGGCAUUCCAUACAUCGAGGCUCCAAUGGAAGCAGAAGCUCAGUGUGCUGUCUUGGAUCUUACUGAUCAAACUUCUGGGACAAUCACAGAUGACAGUGAUAUUUGGUUGUUUGGAGGACGUCAUGUGUACAAAAACUUCUUCAAUCAAAGCAAGUACGUCGAAUAUUAUCAGUUUGUGGACUUCCAAAAUCAGCUAGGCUUGGAUCGAAACAAGUUGAUUAAUCUGGCCUAUCUCCUGGGCAGCGACUACACUGAGGGCAUCCCUAACGUUGGCUAUGUAACUGCAAUGGAGAUUUUGAAUGAGUUCCCUGGACGUGGACUGGAGCCUCUCUUGAAACUCCUGGAAUGGUGGGCUGAGGCUCAAAAGAAUAAGAAAAUACGUCCUAAUCCAUAUGAUACUAAAGUGAAGAAAAAACUGCGGCACAUAGAAAUUGCUCCUGGUUUCCCAAAUCUUUCUGUGGCGGAAGCUUAUUUGCACCCUGUGGUGGAUGAGUCAAAGGCAUCCUUUGCUUGGGGAAGACCUAAUGUGGAACAAAUUAGAGAAUUUUGCCAAAGUCAUUUUGGAUGGACUAAGUUAAAAACGGACGAAGUUCUCUUUCCUGUUCUCAAACAACUGAAUAUUCAACAGACUCAGCUGCGUAUUGACUCCUUCUUCAGACUGGCACAACAUGAAAAACAAGCCAUCAAGAGUCAGAGGGUUCGCCGAGCUGUGACCUGCAUGAGGAGAAAAGAGAAGGAGGAAGACGACAGUGAAGUCCAGGAGGCAACUGCUGUCCUAGAAAAAGAAUUGAAACAGAAGAAAGGGCAGGCAUUCAAUAAAGGAAGGGCUGGAUGCCAGAAACGAGGAAGCAAACGGAAAAAAUGUCCACCAUCUGAGCAACAGAGCGUUCUGUGUGGUGGCUUCAUAGGAGAGGUUCUGCUCUCGGAGGCAUCCAGCGAGUCUUCAGCUGAUGAUUUGGAGAAUGAAGCUUCCAGAAAGCACAGAAAAGGGGAGAAUGCAAAGAUGCUCGAAACGAACAUGGCAAGUCACAAAACUAGCCUAGAAGUUGCAUCUGCACAAAGUGAAGCAAGGAGUAGCAGCUCCAGUGCAGAGGAAGAAAUGCAGAUGGUGACAGCCAGGCCAGUGUUUGAGGGCAAAAAAGCACGAGGCAAGACUUUAAGGAAAAGACAGAAGAAAUAAUGCUAGCUGGAAACAUAUAUGGGGCUUUAAAAAUUAUCUUAAUCUUGGUAACUUGAAGAUGUAUAAACUUCAAGGCUGGCUGGGGAGUUCUGGGACUUGAAGUCCAUAAAACUUAAUCUGUUAAAAUUAAGAAGCACUGCAUUAUCGUACAAAUAUUUGCUUCUCUAGAAAGAUACUAUUAUCCACUUUCUUUAUCAAUCUCCAUCUCAUAUUUAAUUUUGAAUACAUUGAGACUGUUCACAUAAUUAAUAACAGCAUGUAUGAAUUUAAAAAACUUUUUAAAUAGGAAACAUCUGUUUUCUCCUCAAGAAAGCCUCUGCUAAGGUUUGUCAGUUUUGAGAAUUAUCUGAAGGUGAUUUGCGACCUGUAUGAUUUUCAGAAUGAAAAUGAAUUCAAUGAAAAAAUAUUAAUAAAAAAAAGGAAGAAAGAAAAUGAAUUCAAUGUAUGGUACUUCCCAUCUGACAUUAAGCUUCAUACUUCACAAAAACAAAAAACACACAAGUGCCCCGCAGUUCAGAGCUUUUGUAGUUCAUUAGCAGGAAAUAUGUGGACAGCCUAACUUCCUUCGUAUCUUGCCAUCCCACUUACAUUAAACAUCAGUUUGUGCAUUUUGCAGUACAAAGAAACUUCAAUGGAAAAAAGAGAGUUGAUCAUUUUUAUCUUACUACAAAUGGAUAUUAAACAAAUGAAAUGGAAAUGAGAUACCAAACAAGGGAUGUAAAUAAAUUGAAGAAAAGCAAAGCUUGGCUCAAAGUUUAGAUGAGAUUUAAAAUUCAUUUUUGUGUAGUUAAAUUAUGAAGUCUGCUGUGUCAGUCUGGUUCAUCCUUCAGAUGCCCAAUAUAAAGGAAAUUCCACACACAGUUUUUGUAGACAAAAAUGUGCAAAAUAUAUAAACUCCUGUUUUCAUUUCUUGUUUUAUAAAAUGAAUGCUUUGUACAUUUGUUGCAUUAACUGAAUUCCUCAUAUUAACUGAAUUUCAGUUUUCUGUCCAAACACACUUACAUUCAUCUAACAACACACAAGAAGCAGAUGAAAUACAAAACUAAACUUUAACCACUAAAAAGAUGGUUGUUAUAGGAUGCAACAGAAUAAUAGACAUUUUGAAAUCAAACUGUCAAACCAAAAACAAAAUUAUAUGAGAUUAUGUUGAAUUUAUAAUUAUUUAUCCAAAGGAUUCUUAAUAAAGCUUAAUAGAAUAUAUACAGCAGUAUGAUUCAUUAUCAGUCUAUUGGAUUAAUAAAUACAAGAUCCAAAUAUGGGUAUGAAACUUAUUUCAGGAAGAAAUCUAUUUCCUGAAACAAGGAGCUUUAACAUCAUUGCUAAAAAGAUCAUUUAUCUGGGGAUUUGUUUAACAAAAAAUAAUAAAGAUUUAUUUAAGAACAAUUACUUAGACUUGGAGAAAUAUAAUGCUAACUAUUUCAAGUUAGGAAAGUUAGGACCUCCUGGCCCACUAGUGUCCAAAAAGAAUUAUGAAAACGAAAGAAAAUGCUUAGAGAUCUAAGUUUCAAAAUGUAUUACAUUUAAUUAAGACCAUUUAUUAGAGCUUAACUAUAAAUUGCAGGGAAGUUUGAUUCACAAAGUGAACAAGUUAAAGAGUGAUUAAAUGAAUGCAGAAUUUAAAGAGAACGAUCAAUAUGCAACAAUAAUAUCAACGGGAUAAAAAUAUUUAGUCAGUACUAUCCUCAGAGAAAAUUGGUAUCAGAUUUUUUUCCUUCCAUUUGAUCAUAUCUGAUUCUCAGAGAGCCUUCCUGGCAAGGUUUUUCAGAAGUGAUUUGCCAGUGCCUUCCUAGGGUUCAGAGAAAGUGACUUGCCUGAGGACACCCAGUUGGCUUCAUGCCCAAAGUAGGACUAGAAUUCACAGUCUCCCAGUUUCUAGUCUUGAUGCCUUAGCCACUACAACAAUUUGGUUAUCAGAUAUUUUACUGGUGGUGUUUUACUCUAGUGUUGAUUAGACAAUUUAUUCUUAAAAUAUUCCUGGAAAUGUGCUAAUGAUACUGGAUCAUUUUUCCUGUGUGAUGUUAUGUCGUGUAAAGUACAACAGUUGUGGGAAAUGAUUUAUAAUAGAAUGAAAUAAAUGUUCCAUUCCAGACUGUCAGAUUUUUGUUAAUAUUGCUAAACUUUAUAUUCCCAUAAGGUAUACUGAUUUGGGUUUCUACAUGUAAGGGCUGCAAGAAUUUUGUAUCCCUCUGUAUGUCUUCAACUGAAAAUACAAUUUCUUCCAUAGAAGAAUGAGAAAGCAAAUUGUAGGAGUAUAUUCUACUAUCUCUGUCAGUCUAUUGUAGCAAAAAAACAAAACAAAACCCAGUUUGGUAGAUCUUUUUCAGACGAAGAAAUUUUAUUAAAAACCAAACAUUUGUGAGCUAUAGCGCAUUAUAUUAAUUGAAUGGCUAAACUGAUGGUUGAAUUGGGAUGAAGUAAUGUCAAUAUUAAGUUUAUGUAUAAACAAUAAAUCUGAUACAGAAUUUA